AUGGAGCAUGAAAAAAUUGAGAGAAGCUCAGGGGAAAGAAGGUCUGCUAGGCUCCAAGCUAAAGAGAGGAAAAAGCCCAUCAAGAGUGAAGAGAACAAGACUAAUACUAGCCUUUAUACAAUUUUUUAUUUGGAAGAUGAGGAAGACUCAAAGGACAAUUCUGAGGACGAAGAUUUUGAAGUGGAGGAAGAGGAACUGACUAAAAGCCCUAAUCAGGAUCUGGAAGCACAAGAGGAAGGAGAAGAGAAGAACAACAAGUUGAAAAGCGAGCAUGAGUCUCCUUUCAAAAAUGCCAAUCACCCUAACACCUUCGAGGAAGAGAAAAUGGUGUCAUGUUUGCCUAUGAGGCAAACCGAGGAGGCUAACAACAAUGUGGAGGAGCAACUAAAUGAAAUGAAGAAAAAAGUGGCCAUGCUAGAGAAGAACUAUGAGGAAUAG
Cryptomeria japonica (Japanese cedar) is the source of this 438-nucleotide messenger RNA. Its product is annotated as FK506-binding protein 39 kDa-like. Bases 1 to 438 code for a protein of 145 amino acids. The transcript has a single exon. The record is from RefSeq and is a predicted model, not a curated record. NCBI's taxonomy places the organism in Eukaryota, Viridiplantae, Streptophyta, Pinopsida, Cupressales, Cupressaceae.